This is a messenger RNA of Eupeodes corollae, 1035 nucleotides long. RefSeq lists its product as uncharacterized. The record is from RefSeq and is a predicted model, not a curated record. Gene Ontology annotation, biological process: DNA integration. Lineage: Eukaryota; Metazoa; Arthropoda; Insecta; Diptera; Syrphidae. The transcript is spliced from 2 exons. Bases 1 to 1035 code for a protein of 344 amino acids. Gene Ontology annotation, molecular function: nucleic acid binding.
AUGCUCCAAGUUCUUCAGUAUCAACCAAAUGUAAUUUAUUUGAAAGGCAAAGAUAUACCUGUCGCAGACACACUCAGCCGUGACUGUCACAACCCAAAAAAUACAGAAAAAGAUGACGAGCUAGAAGUGCAUGAAAUUCUACAAUUAACAGAUAUAACAAAAAAACGACUACAAGAAGCAACAAAGAAUGAAAAAAAAAAAAAUCUACAAAAUGUUUUGCAAUACGUAAAUUCUGAGUGGCCUGAUACAAUUCAAUACGUUCCGAACGAGAUUAAAAAUUAUUGGACGUUUCGAGAAUCGCUCAGCAGCAAUGAUGGUCUACUUUUCAAAGGAUCCAAAGUCGUCGUUCCAGAUGACAUGAAGAAGGAGAUGAUGCAUAAAGUCCACCAAGCUCAUUUUGGCAUUGAUCGGACACUCAACAGUGCACGCGAACAACUUUUUUGGAUCAAGAUGACGACCGAAAUCACGAAAUACGUUGAAUCCUGCAAUAGCUAUUCCGGUUACUUUGAUUUUGUUAAGUUAAAGCAAUCAUCCAGCGCAGAAGUCAUACUCCAACUCAAAAAGAUGUUUGCCGUCCAUGGGAUACCGUUUAUCUUGGAAUCGGACAAUGGUCCCCAAUUUUCCUCCAAAGAGUUUAAAGCAUUUGCCAAAAAAUGGGACUUUACUCAUCAGACCUCAAGCCUGAGGUAUCCAAAAUCCAACGGUUUUGCCGAGAGGUUCGUCCAGGUGGCAAAAUCCCUACUUAAAAAGUGCCACAAAGACCAGUCAGACGUUUAUCUUGCUCUACUCAACUACCGCAACACACCUCGAAGCAACGAUUUGUUAUCGCCCAAUCAACGCUUGAUGAGCCGAAGAACCAGAAAAAAUAUACCAUCCAGUGAACAAUCGCUUAAACCUAAGGUUGUACAAAACGUACAACACAACCUCAUUGAAGCCCGGAACAGAAGCAAGUUCUAUGCUGAUAAAGGAAGUCACCAAAAACAACCCUUGCAACCCGGUGAAAAAAUCCGCAUUCAACAACCUAAUCGAAACUGA